CUCAUGAGCGACUAUGAGGUGACUCUGGUCAACGAUAAUAGUGAGCAGGAGUUCUACGUUAGGUUCAAGGGCCCUGUGGAGACGCCAUUCGAGGGCGGACUUUGGAAGAUCCAUGUCGAAUUGCCCGAUCAGUAUCCGUACAAGAGUCCUAGCAUCGGCUUUGUGAACAGAAUAUUCCACCCCAAUAUCGACGAACUCUCUGGGUCUGUCUGCCUCGACGUCAUUAACCAGACAUGGUCACCAAUGUACGACAUGAUCAACAUCUUCGAGGUCUUCCUUCCUCAGCUCCUGCGAUACCCCAACCCAACCGAUCCUUUGAACGGUGAGGCUGCAGCACUCCUCAUGCGCGAACCUAAGAGCUACGAUGCCAAGGUGAAGGAAUACGUCCAGAAGUACGCCAACAAGGACACUGCCGAAGACUCCGACAAAGAUGAUGGCGAUGACGACGAGAUGAGCUCCGUCGGCAGCUACGAGUCAGGUGAUGAAGAUGAAGCGGCGGGCAAUAUGGAGGACAUCUGAGGCAACACUACUGUGGAUGUUAUCGGUCUCCUUUGUAUUGUCCAUGGCCUUUCUUCUUUAUUCUAGUUACAUGGCUGGACGUUCACGGCGCUGAUAUGGCGCACAUAUAGGCUACAUUGCUAUACAUUCCCCUGGCAUGUGGCUGCUUUACGGUUU
Alternaria rosae is the source of this 675-nucleotide messenger RNA. Its product is annotated as ubiquitin-conjugating enzyme E2 H. Gene Ontology annotation, molecular function: ubiquitin conjugating enzyme activity. The record is from RefSeq and is a predicted model, not a curated record. Bases 4 to 519 code for a protein of 171 amino acids. Lineage: Eukaryota; Fungi; Ascomycota; Dothideomycetes; Pleosporales; Pleosporaceae. Gene Ontology annotation, cellular component: nucleus. Gene Ontology annotation, biological process: ubiquitin-dependent protein catabolic process; protein polyubiquitination. The transcript has 5 exons.